CUCGGCAAGCUGCCUUCUCGCGCGCUUGGCUCCAGCUGCCGUGGUGGAACCUGUGCCCGCGGGGUCGCGCCUCGCCUUCCGGGCAUGAGCCCCUCGAUCUUCGCCGACCCGGAGGAAGUGCAGGAGGACCUCCCAAGCAUCUCCACCCCGGAGCACUGGAGCGAUGUGGGGCCGCUGAACGGCCGCCUGGGCCUGGUGGAGCAGCAGAUGCAGACGACCCAGGCCCAGCUGCUGACGGUGGGCGCGCAGCUGGCGCAGUUGGCCCAGAACCUCCAGCAGCUGGAGCUCUCCCAGCGGCGCCAGGAGGAGAUCUUGAAGCUGGCCGGUGCCAGCUUCGCCUUGGGGGCCAACGGCGUUGCAGCCAAUGCCACAGGUACCACAGGAAUCUCGGCCACUGGCGCGUUCCAGAAGAGCCGCCGGAGCCGGCCGGGCUUUCCCGUGGCAAGCCACCAGCCCUCGCGCGCGGCGCGGCGGCGCGCAGGCCGCAGAGCGCGGCCGGGGCCGCGGGAGCGCCAGCGCAUGCGGCAGAAGGAGGCAGAGAAGGCUGCGGAAACGUGGGGCUGGCAGCUGCUGUCUGAGCAACCCGCCCCCGAAGCCCAGCUGAGCCCCGGCUCCGACCCGGAGCCGGAGAAGAGCGCGAAGAGCGAGGUCAGCACCGAGGACAAAGCUUCGACUGAGAGCUCUGCGUCCGAGGUCAGCCCCUGCGUCAAAGCGGAACCGGAGAAGACUCUGGUACGGGAGUCCUCCCCGCUCGCGAGCUUCAGUGUCCGCGAGGCUUACAGCACGCAGCCCGAGUUCUGCGGCAGGAGACUGUCCUGGGUCUUUCUGGCGGCCCUUUGGCUUCUGUACCUCCUCCGUGAUCUGCCGGACGCACGGGAGCUGUCCGAGGUCCGCGACCUGCAGCCCAGCGACUUGCCCAGGCAUGACCAGCAGAGUGCCUGGAGGCUCCGGGAGCUGGGCCACCUGCAGCUGGCGGUCUCCGACUGCCGCAGCGCCGCCGACCUCUUCCUCCGCAGCGAGCGGGCGCUGAACGGCUCCAGGGCCCUGGAGGAGCUCUCCGCGGUGCGCCGGGACCGCGGCUUCGCGCUGGUCUGCGCCCAGGAGUUCCACGAGGCCGUCGCAGUGUUGCGGGAGGACCACCAGCUGCCGCCGCACCUGCUGAACGCACUGGCGGCCGCCUACUUCCACCUCGGGGACUUCUAUCGUGCCGCGCACCUCUGGGAGCGGGCGCUGCAGCAGGCGCCGGAGAACCCCUUGCUGUGGAACAACCUGGGCGCGGCGCAGAUUUUGCUGGGGGACCUGGUCCUAGCGGAGCGCGUGCUGCUGGAGGCGCUGCCCUUGGUGCAGCGCCUGGCGCAGAAGACGUACUACAUGCAGCUGGUGUCCAACAACAUUCAUACGCAGCGCCGCCAUGCAGCUGGCCAAAAGGGUUACCUGCCCCGGGUGGAGAUCUUCAACUGCGUGGCCUCCGACGUCUCGAUCAUGGUCCACGCAACUCCCACAGAUCAGCUGCAGAAGGAGUUUCAGAGCAUCGAGGCGGACGCGGAAAAUUUGGUCUCCCCCCUGGCGGAGACCAGCACGGCGGUCCUUGCAGCCCAGCGCGAGCCGCUUCUCUGCCCCUGACUCGCCGACUCUGACCGCAGAAGAAAACGCCAAGCGAGGUGACGGGGGAUGUACAGCCGAACCCCCACUUAGCUGGGUCCGUUCAAGCGAAGCAUUUCGAUGGACUUUUAAACCAAACUGCUCUCCAACAUUCCUUUGAAACCAGGACUCAGGCAAAGGACAUGUUGUUGCCAAUGUCGCUUUGG
Messenger RNA from Effrenium voratum, 1808 nucleotides. Lineage: Eukaryota; Dinophyceae; Suessiales; Symbiodiniaceae. The record is from the annotation of a GenBank genome assembly.